GGGAGCCGAGUCCGCCGGCCGCGGCCGCGAGGGGCCGGCGGUGCUGAUGUCAGAGCCAGAAGACAGUUGUGAUUGGGCCUAAUUAGACUCCGCAGCAGCAAAUAGACAGGCUCCCUGCGUGAUUGGCUUCAAAGUGGCCGCCGCGCCGGACUGGCCGAGGUGCCAAAGUCGGAGCCGCGCGCGGGGAGCGCAGACCGGGGAGGCCGCCCGGAAGCCGAGGCAGCCGGGGAGGCAGCGCCCUGCCCGCCGCGCACCUUCCCUGCCCGCGGCGGCGCGUCCUGGCGCAGAGCGGGGCGCGGGGCGCGGGGCGCGGGCUGCUCCGGGGCUCCCCGCCCAGCUGCACUCGGAGGGCGGCGCGGGCGGAGGAGGCGGGAGCGCGCGAGGGCUCGGUGCUCCGAAGUGAGCCGCUCCCGGGUCUGCGGAAGCCCUUCGCGGCGGCGGCGGGAGCGGCCCAGGUGAGCGUGUCGGAGACGGGAUUCCUGGCCCGCGCGGCCCGCCGGGGCUCGGCCAUGGCGUCGGUCCUGGGCAGCAGCAGAGCGUCCGGAGGGCUGAGCGGCCAACUCAAAUGCAAGUCCAAGAGGCGGCGGCGGCGGCGGUCCAAGAGGAAAGACAAGGUGAGCACGUCGCCGGCCUUUAUCACUCCCUUCAAGCACUUCAGUCCCGGCGCCGUGAACACGGAAGACGAAGACCGACUAAGUACCAGCAGCGCCGACGUGAAGGAAAACCGGAACGUGAGCAACCUGGAGGCGCGGCCCCUGCCCACGGGCGACAGGGCCAGAGGCGGCGCGCCCGGCGUGAAGAGGAAGCGGCCCCUGGAGGAAGGCAACGGCAGCCCCCUGUGCAAGCUGCAGCUCGUCUGGAAGAGGCUGUCCUGGUCCGUGGCGCCCAAGAACGCGCUGGUGCAGCUGCACGACCUGCGCCCAGGCCUGCAGUUCCGCACGGUGUCGCAGACCGGCCCGGUGCACGCGCCCGUCUUCGCCGUGGCCGUGGAGGUGAACGGGCUCACGUUCGAGGGCACGGGGCCGACCAAGAAGAAAGCGAAGAUGCGGGCGGCCGAGCUAGCCCUGAGGUCCUUCGUGCAGUUCCCCAACGCCUGCCAGGCCCACCUGGCCAUGGGCAGCGGCGCCGGCUCGUCCACGGACUUCACCUCGGACCAGGCCGACUUCCCUGACACGCUGUUCAAGGAGUUCGAGCCGGCCGCCCCCAGCGAGGCCUUCCCGGGCCGCCGCCCCGCCGACGCCGGGUUGCUGUCGUCCGCCUGCCGGCGGGGGCGGCUACUCUGCCACCCCCUGGACCUGGUGGGCCCGGCGCGGCCAGACAGGCCCAGGCCGGGCCCUGCGGCCCCCGGCGAAAGGAACCCCGUGGUCGUGCUGAACGAGCUGCGCUCCGGCCUGCGCUACGUGUGCCUCGCGGAGCCGGCGGAGAAGCGGCGCGCCAAGAGCUUCGUCAUGGCCGUGAGCGUGGACGGCAGGACGUUCGAAGGCUCAGGACGGAGCAAGAAGCUGGCCAAGGGCCAGGCGGCUCAGGCCGCCCUCCAGGCUCUCUUCAACAUCCGGCUGCCCGGCCACAUCCCCAGCAGGAAUAGAAGUCACCUCUUGCCGCAGGAAUUUGCAGACUCCGUGUCCCAGCUGGUCACGCAGAAGUUCCACGAGCUGACCGUGGGCCUGGCGUCCGUGCACGCCCGCCACAAAGCCCUGGCAGGAAUCGUCAUGACCACAGGCCUGGACGUGAGGCAGGCGCAGGUCAUCGUGCUGUCCUCGGGGACCAAGUGCAUCAGCGGCGAGCACAUCAACGACCAGGGGCUCGUGGUGAACGACUGCCACGCGGAGAUCGUGGCCCGGAGAGCGCUGCUGCACUUCCUGUACGCGCAGCUGGAGCUGCACCUGAGCAAGCGCCGGGAGGACUCGGAGCACUCGAUAUUCGAGCGGUCCAAGGACGGCGGCUACCGGCUGCGGGACAACGUGCUGUUCCAUCUCUACGUGAGCACGUCCCCCUGCGGAGACGCCAGGCUCCAUUCGCCCUACGAGAUCACCGCGGACCUGACCAGCAGCAAGCACGUGGUCAGGAAGCUCCGCGGGCACCUGCGCACGAAGAUCGAGUCUGGGGAAGGGACCGUCCCUGUCCGGGGCCCCAGCGCGGUACAGACGUGGGACGGCGUCCUGCUGGGUGAGCAGCUCGUCACCAUGUCCUGCACGGACAAGAUCGCCAGGUGGAACGUGCUGGGCCUGCAGGGCGCGCUGCUCUGCCACUUCAUCGAGCCCGUGUACCUGCACAGCAUCAUUGUGGGCAGCCUGCGCCACACGGGUCACCUCUCCCGGGUCAUGAGCCACCGCACCGAGGACGUCGGCCAGCUGCCCACCUCCUACCGGCACAACCGGCCCCUCCUCAGCGGAGUGAGCCACGCCGCCGUCCGCCAGCCGGGGAAGUCCCCGCACUUCAGUGUGAACUGGGUGAUGGGCAACGCGGACGUGGAGGUCAUCGACGGCACCACCGGGAGGAGGAGUUGCGGGGGCUCGUCGCGGCUCUGCAAGCACGUGUUCUCCGCACGCUGGGCGAGGCUGUACGGAAAGCUGAGCACGCGGAUCCCGAGCCACGGGGACACGCCGUCCAUGUACUGUGAGGCCAAGCGGGGGGCGUGCACCUACCAGUCGGUCAAACAGCAGCUGUUUAAGGCAUUCCAGAAGGCCGGGCUGGGCACCUGGGUGAAGAAGCCGCCCGAGCAGGACCAGUUCCAACUGACACUCUGAGCCCCGGGCGCUGCACUCCCGGAGCAGAGCACGCGCACGGCGGGGGCAGCAGGCCGUGCUCACCGGCUCCCUGCACACUCGCCCUUGGUACUCCAGAAGCACGCGCGUGGUCAGUGCUCCGUGGGCAACUAGACUUGAAGUAGGAGCUGCUUCUCACGUGGCUGCUCCAACGCUGCCAGGACCCACAACCCCCAGACCCGAAGGCCCCGGGCACAGCCCAAUCUCUCCUCCUGGUGUGUCCGCAGGAAAGUUUCCGUUCAGGCUGAAGGGUCGUAGGUGCAGCUGGUCCGGCGGUGCCUGGGGUGCCGCUCCCCACACCCCUUCUCUGCCCCCCACACCUCCAGUGUCUUUGCUGCCCCCUGACCCCACACUCCCAGUACCACGUC
This is a messenger RNA of Mustela lutreola (European mink), 3133 nucleotides long. RefSeq names its product adenosine deaminase RNA specific B2 (inactive) (gene ADARB2). Lineage: Eukaryota; Metazoa; Chordata; Mammalia; Carnivora; Mustelidae. The record is from RefSeq and is a predicted model, not a curated record. The coding region runs from base 510 to 2747 and encodes 745 amino acids. The transcript has 10 exons. Gene Ontology annotation, molecular function: double-stranded RNA adenosine deaminase activity; double-stranded RNA binding; tRNA-specific adenosine deaminase activity. Gene Ontology annotation, biological process: adenosine to inosine editing; RNA processing. Gene Ontology annotation, cellular component: cytoplasm; nucleolus.